GAUUGGACAGUGUGGACACGGAGUGUUGAGUGCAGAGUGAAAGCUGGAUACCAAGGAAAUUAUCAGUUAAGUGUGCAUCGAGGAAGAUUUGGCGCGCUGAGAAGGUUGGCAGAACAUGGAGGAUCCCCACUUGGCGGACGAGUACGUGCAGGACUUCGUGCUUGAUCACCUGGAGGACACGGCCGUGAAGCGCGAGGACCCCAGUCCGCCCAGCAGCAAGAUCUCCUGGACCACAACGGUGGUGGAGGAGGAGGAGGCGGCGCCCAUCCACAUGAAGCUGCGCUCGCUGCAGCAGCACAACUACAUUCCCUACCACGACAAGAAGCGCAUGCAUCCGCUGUCGCCGCCGCCGGAGAUGUACACGGGCCCCAUGGCCGGGCAGCCCGUGCUGGUGAACAGCGCCGUGGCGGGCGUGCCCACGACGCCGCCGGAGACGCCGCCGACGGGCUCGCCGCAGCCGCCGUGCGCCCAGGGAUACACAGGACACUACGGCAUGCAGAGGCAGAGCAACGGGCUGAUGGAGGACAUGAUGUUCCUGCCGGACACCAUGCGCCUGGAGCAGCCGCUCGAUCUGCGCCACCUGCACUGCGACGAGGCGGAGUGGGAGCGCCCGCGGUACUUGCAGCCCAACGACGGCGGCGGCGGCGUGUCUGGGCCGCCGUUCAUCCAGCACCACCAUCUCACACACCUGGAGCACAUGGGGCCGCUGCACGCGGGCUCGUAUCACGGCCACAUGGCCAGGCCGCUGAGCAGCGGCAGCACGGGCACCAUCGUGGUGUCGCCGCGCCAGUCCGCCGGCCAGCACAGCAGCAGCAGCGUGGGCAGCAAGGACGACGAGGAGCUGGACGACGACCUGCUCAUGUCGCUGAGCGUGCGUGAGCUGAACAAGCGCCUGCACGGCUUCUCGCGCGAGACAGUGGUGAAGUACAAGCAGAAGCGGCGGACGCUGAAGAACCGCGGCUACGCGCAGAAUUGCCGCUCCAAGCGGCUGCAGCAGCGCCAGGACCUCGAGCUCACCAAUCGCACGCUGCAGUCGCACCUCAACCGCAUGAAGAUGGACCUGGAGAGGAUCACGCAGGAGCGCGACCAGCUCAGGCAGAUGGUGAUGACGCACGGCCAGUCCGGCGGCGCGGCGCCCCAGAAUGGCGCCUUCCACAGCGCGGACACGGGCUCGCCGGCCACGGAGUUCCUGCUAUGACGGCAAGCCAGCGCCCACAAUUGGCCAGCACGAUACUGAAGGUGACGAAUUGUAAUCCCACAUUCAAUCCCUUUGCGUCACGAUUACCAGGACUCGUGGCUUCUUGGGGGGGAUCGAGAAGCGAUUGGGAGGGUAAGAAGAUGAGCUACUUUGCAAUCAGUUAUCAGUCUCUGGAUCUAAUCAAUCUUGACCUCUGAAUUUGUCCACUGAAUGAAUUCAUUGAGACAAAAACACUUUGCGUUUAUCAUUUCUCAUGUUCCCCCGAUUGAAAGGUAAAAGUAAAAGGAAAAAAACAGUGAGAAAAGACAAAUCUUUAGCAGUAUUUAGUGCAGAUGAUGAAUGAGAGCAGCAAAAGACAUACUAAUUAAUAAUUAAAGGAGAAAAAGGAAGAUAAACUACUCGAAGGUACUAAACAAAAUGAUGGUUGUGUGAUUGUUUUGAUUGGAGAUGGAACUUCUUGAACUGAGUUUCUCUCACAAGAUUCUUUUCUGUUUAUUUAUAAUUCACUCCAAUUUCCAAUUGAGUUGAGAACUUAUUUUUUUUACUGUUGUUGAAGAUUCUUUUCUACAUGUAUUAUUAUUUUUUAUAAAAUUGACUCCAUAUUGCACAAUAUUUAGGUGUUUAUGCUGAGGAUUGCGAGAGUGGAAAGAGGAUGAAAAUAUCAGAUUCUUGUGUUUUAUUUUCUCUAGGAAGUAAAGGAAAUUAUAGUGAGAGCAAAUGACAUGCAAUUUGAAAAAUUGUAAACUGUAUAAAAGAUAAAAAAUUCUCCCCCUUUUAAAAUACAUAUAUAUGAUAAAUUCUAUAAAUAAUUAAGAUUAAUUAUAUUUGUAAAUAAGAACAAAUUAGGGUUAAUCUACUUGUUCGUAUAAAAUAAAAGUAUAUUGAAGAAA
Messenger RNA from Phlebotomus argentipes, 2088 nucleotides. It is a transcript of the gene tj, whose product is annotated as transcription factor MafB. Gene Ontology annotation, cellular component: nucleus. Gene Ontology annotation, biological process: regulation of transcription by RNA polymerase II. The transcript has a single exon. Gene Ontology annotation, molecular function: RNA polymerase II cis-regulatory region sequence-specific DNA binding; DNA-binding transcription factor activity, RNA polymerase II-specific. The record is from RefSeq and is a predicted model, not a curated record. Bases 116 to 1198 code for a protein of 360 amino acids. NCBI's taxonomy places the organism in Eukaryota, Metazoa, Arthropoda, Insecta, Diptera, Psychodidae.